AUGCCAGUACAUGAUAAAAGUGGUAAACUACUGGUUAAUUCAAAACAUACUUUAAAGCGUUGGCGUGAAUUUUUCCAUGAAACACUCAACGUCAUCUCAUCAAUAGAUCAAAAUCUUAUUGAUCUGAUUGAAACACCGACCAUUUUAAUAGCUGAAGAGCGACAACAAAAUGGUCCACUAUCUAUUGUAGAAGUGAGAAAAGCACUGAGUCGAAUGAAAUUUAGGAGAGCCCCAGGUAAUGAUGAAGUCACAGUUGACAUCCUAAAAGCUGGUGGUGGACCGAUAAUCCGAUGGUUGUUCGAAUUCUUUACUGAUGAUGGGAGAACGAGCAUAUGGUAA
This is a messenger RNA of Adineta steineri, 339 nucleotides long. Lineage: Eukaryota; Metazoa; Rotifera; Eurotatoria; Adinetida; Adinetidae. The record is from the annotation of a GenBank genome assembly.